Molecule: messenger RNA, 4218 nt
Organism: Xenopus laevis (African clawed frog)
Lineage: Eukaryota; Metazoa; Chordata; Amphibia; Anura; Pipidae
Gene: dpp8.S
Product: dipeptidyl-peptidase 8 S homeolog
Exons: 21
Coding region: 151-2835 (894 amino acids)
Biological process (GO): proteolysis
Molecular function (GO): dipeptidyl-peptidase activity; serine-type peptidase activity
Source: RefSeq, a predicted model, not a curated record
GGGUCACGUGUUUUAGCCGCCUCCUCUGGCCGUGUUCUACCAGGAAGCGGAAGUGUAAGCGGGAGUAGCGCAGCGGCUGAGAGCAGCCAAGUCACAACCGGGAAAGAGAACUGAAACCGGGUUAGGCCGCUUUUAUUCAUUCGCUUUCUCAUGAUAGGAUGCAACAUGGCGGCAGCAAUGGAGACUGAACAAGUUGGGGUAGAAAUAUUUGAGUCUGCAAGAAGCCAUGGAAGCACAGAUUCCACUGGGGGGGACCCCAAACCAGAGCCUUUCUUUGUUGAACGUCAUUCCUGGAGCCAGAUGCGCAAACUGCUGGCAGACACUAGGAAAUAUCAUGGGUACAUGAUGGCUAAGGCACCCCAUAGCUUCACAUUUGUUAAAAGGAAUGAUCCUGAGAGUCCUCAUUCUGAUCGCAUGUACUACCUGGCAAUGUCUGGAGAAAACCGGGAGAAUACCCUUUUCUACUCAGAAAUUCCAAAGAACAUCAACAGGGGAGCUGUGCUUAUGCUGUCUUGGAAACCUCUUCUUGACACUUUCCAGGCAACCCCAGAUUAUGGCAUGUAUUCCCGUGAGGAAGAGCUGCUUCGAGAGAGAAAGCGCAUUGGUACAGUGGGAAUCUCUGCCUUUGACUACCACGCAGAAAGUGGGACCUUCUUGUUUCAGGCUGGAAGUGCCAUUUAUACUGUUCGAGAUGGUGGUUCCCAUGGUUUUACUAAACAGCCACUGCAGCCUCAGUUAUUAGAAACCAGUUGCCCAAACAUCCGCAUGGAUCCCACCAUUUGUCCUGCAGACCCCAGCUGGAUGGCCUUUGUUCACAGCAAUGACCUUUGGAUAGGCAACAUGGAGACUGGGGACGAGCGCAGGUUGACUUUUGUACACAAAGACUUGGCUGGUGUUGAGGAGGAUGCCCAUUCUGCUGGUGUUGCAAGUUUUGUGCUUCAGGAGGAAUUUGAUCGUUACACUGGUUACUGGUGGUGUCCCCGUAAUGAAAAAACUGCAUCUGGUGGUCAAAUUUUGCGCAUCCUCUACGAGGAGAAUGAUGAAUCAGAGGUAGAGAUCAUCCAUGUCACAUCACCUAUGCUGGAGACUCGUAAAACAGACUCCUUCCGUUACCCAAAAGCAGGGACUGCAAACCCAAAAGUCACAUUCAAGCUGUCUGAGAUCAUUGUAGAUUCUGAAGGCAGGAUCCUAGAUAUGGAAGAUAAGGAACUUCGACAGCCAUUUGAGAUAAUGUUUGCAGGAACGGAGUAUAUAGCCAGAGCUGGAUGGACUCCUGAUGGGAAAUAUGCAUGGGCCAUUCUACUUGAUCGACUGCAGACCCGACUACAGAUUGUACUUAUCCCUCCUGCAUUGUUUAUCUCUCCACACAAAGACCCUCCAGAGCGACACUGCAUUUCAAAUUCACUGCUUGACUCUGUGACACCUCUUGUGAUAUAUGAAGAGACAACAGACAUCUGGAUUAAUAUACAUGACAUCUUACACUUCUUUCCCCAAACCCGAGAUGAUGAAAUACAGUUUCUCUUUGCCUCAGAGUGUAAGACAGGGUUCCGCCAUCUUUAUCGAAUAACCAGCUUGUUGAGAACAGGUGGCACCAGUAAGGGGAGUGCUGAUCUGCUUGGGUUCAGUGAUUAUCGGUGCACCAUAAAGGAAGAGGUAGCUGUUACAAGUGGAGAAUGGGAAGUUCUGGGACGUCAUGGAUCGUCUAUACGAGUGGAUGAGGUCAACAAGCUGGUAUAUUUUGAAGGGACAAAGGACACACCACUAGAGCACCAUUUAUAUGUUGCAAAUUAUGAGACACCUGGUGAAGUGACAAGACUGACAGAUCUUGGAUUCUCUCAUGCUUGCUCUGUUAGCCAGCACUGCGACAUGUUCAUCAGCAGAUACAGCAGCCAGACACUGCCACACUCUGUACACCUCUUCCAUUUGACAGGGUCUGGUUCAGAUCCAGCUCAGAAGGACAAGGAAUUUUGGGCUACGCAUCUGGAAUCACCAGGAACACUGCCUGGAUACAUUGCCCCAGAAAUAUUCUCCUUCCCAAGCCGGACGGGGUUCACCUUGUAUGGAAUGAUGUACCGACCUCAUCAGCUACAACCAGGGAAGAAAUAUCCAACUGUACUAUUCAUUUAUGGGGGCCCACAGGUGCAGCUGGUCAACAAUCGAUUUAAGGGAUUAAAAUAUUUCCGACUAAACACGCUUGCAUCGUUGGGCUAUGUGGUGGUAGUCAUUGAUAAUCGGGGUUCCUGUCAUCGUGGGCUGAAGUUUGAAGGAGCCUUCAAAUACAAGAUGGGUCAGGUGGAGAUUGAUGAUCAAGUGGAGGGUUUGCAAUACCUUGCUGCCAAACACAGCUUUAUCGAUUUGGACCGAGUAGGUGUCCAUGGAUGGUCGUAUGGAGGGUAUUUAUCUCUCAUGGCCCUAGUACAGCGACCUGAUAUAUUUAGGGUGGCUAUUGCAGGAGCUCCUGUUACACUCUGGAUUUUCUAUGACACUGGAUAUACAGAGAGGUACAUGGGUCAUCCAGACCAGAAUGAACAUGGCUACUAUCUGGGCUCAGUGGCAAUGCAGGCAGAGAAGUUUCCAUCUGAGCCCAACCGUCUGCUGCUUUUACAUGGCUUUCUAGAUGAGAAUGUGCACUUUGCACACACAAGUAUCCUUCUCAGCUUCUUAGUACGUAGUGGAAAACCAUAUGAUCUUCAGAUAUACCCGCAAGAGCGUCACAGUAUCCGUGUACCUGAAUCAGGAGAGCAUUAUGAGCUCCACUUCCUGUAUUAUCUGCAGGAAAACCUGGGCUCUCAUAUAGCAGUCACCAAAUCUUUUGGUCAUCCACAAGCUUUAUGAGAGGCUCUCGUGUGAUACUAUGGUAAAUGAGAGAGACUCAUGGUUAGCCAUGGUUUCUAAUAAACUGAACCUCAUGCACCAAUCACAAUGCCUGCUUUGCUCUACACCUCCCUGUAAACUGUCUCUGCCUGGGUUCCACCUCAGAGGUGGCUGCGCAUGUCCCUCUGUAUCUUAAAGCACUUUAAAAAGCAAAAGGUGCUGCAUUCAUUACUUGAACAUUUUAUCAGUUUGUUUGCAGUUUAAUUUAUCAAUGAAAUAUCCUGUCUUUGACACCUCACUACAGGUCUUUUGGGGUUGGGGUAAUCCAGAAUAUAACCUGAAAUUCAUGAAACUUUCUGGGUUAUCACAAGAACUUUACAGGGUGCUUAUUUGACUUUUUCUUCACUUUUUGUUAACAAGGGUGUUCAGGCACUUAUUAUAUCACAUACUAUAUUUUCACUGUAAUAUAACAUUAUAUCUAAUAUAAACACUUCAAUUUCUUCACAGGAAAGAAGUUCCACUCUAAAUUAUGAUCUGUCAGAGAGGCUGCAUUGUUAGGAUUCAUUGUUGGCCCCUUCUUGUAUCUUCUAUUGGAACACCACCAGCCUCCCCUCUUCUGCAAUGGAGGGACAUCAAGACCAUUGAAUCUGAAUGCUCUGCAGCCUCUCUUCCAGGUAUCUGUAAAUGUGCAUAUCAUGAUUCUGGAACUUAGGUGCUGCCUUUUCCUGAUGCAGAAGAAACGAAUGAUAUACAGAUAUUGCAGCGACUCCCAUCCAGUGAAAUCAUCCUGUACUUUCCACCUUCAACUCUGAAGUCAUCCUCCGUAGGGUCUUGUUACUGCUGCUGUAUUAAAGUGUCUGUCGUGGUGAGAAAGGCAAAACAUUGCAUCCCUUAUCAUGGACCUCGAAAGGUUGUCUCUGUCUUGACCUCUAAUGACAGACUUAAGUCCUUGGUAAUACGCAAUGAAUUCAAACAAGCAAUUCCUGAAUUGAGCUGCUGACUGGUAUACACUUAAAUUAUUUUGGACAUUGUUCGUAUGUUGUUGUCAAACACCUGUAGUUUAAGAAAAUUUGUGAUUUUUUUUUUUUUUUUUUUGCCUUAUCCCAAUCCUGCUUUAGUGGUUUGCCAUGCAGGGCAAUAUUCACAGAUUAUUUUGCCCGCCUUUUGGGACUUGCCUCCUUUACAAUUUCACCAUUAGUUGACUGGAUAUAAUGUCAAUGCCAUCAAUUGUUUUAAAAAGAAUCUGUCCUCAUUAUCCAGAUUUUAUUUUAGUUAUCAGACAUAUAUACAUCUUGCCACUGUUUUCACACUGACAAUUUAAAGGUGCCAUAUUCUGCGCUGUUUGAAAAUAGAGAUGCUUUAGUCUUUACAAAAAAUAGAAAAAAAAAACACUUUUAUCCUGUC